GAUGCCCAGAUGCGUCCAUGUUACGACCUGAUUCGUAACUCCGCUUUGGGUAUCUGCUGUGGAACUGGUGGUCUGAGGAUGCUGAUGCCCUUCUUCCUCCUGGGAUUCAUCAACUCUCUGGUAGAUGGGGCCUCCCUCGUUCAGAUCUUCAGCACAUACGGCUGGCAUACCUUCAAGCUGGUCCCGGUCGACGCGCUGCUUGGGAUUUUCGUUUGUGAGCUGAUCUGCACUUUGAUCACCUGGCGGGUCUUGAAGACGAUCCUGCCUCUCACAUCGCGGCCUGAUGGAAUUCAGCUCAUC
Molecule: messenger RNA, 300 nt
Organism: Symbiodinium necroappetens
Lineage: Eukaryota; Dinophyceae; Suessiales; Symbiodiniaceae
Source: the annotation of a GenBank genome assembly